Messenger RNA from Prosopis cineraria, 3054 nucleotides. RefSeq lists its product as uncharacterized. The coding region runs from base 1 to 3054 and encodes 1017 amino acids. The transcript has 2 exons. The record is from RefSeq and is a predicted model, not a curated record. Lineage: Eukaryota; Viridiplantae; Streptophyta; Magnoliopsida; Fabales; Fabaceae.
AUGGCAGAGAAUACGAGGCUGAAGGAGUUAUCAAAUGACCUGAAGAGUCUGCAGCUUGAUAUGCAGUGCAUGCGCGACAUUGUGGAGAGAACAGAGACUGAGAGCAAGAAUAUGCGUGAGUUAGUAGAACGAAUAGAGGCUGCCAGUAAUUCACGUUUGGAGCGCUUGGAGAAGGCUAUUGGUGAUUUCCUCCAAGCUCCGAAUCCUAGAGUUGAUAAGCUUGAGGCCACUAUAGAGAAUUUGGUGCGACAACCCAAUCCUCGGCAUGAGAAACUUGAAGCUAGAGUUGAGACUCUGGUUCGAAUGGUUGAGGCUACACAAAGAGAUAAUGAAGCACGCAAGGUGUUGCAAAUAGGCAGCUCAGAUGGAGGAAGCGGAGCGAACAGCUACAUGAAUCAGCGACAGGUAAAAAUCGAUUUCCCUCGGUUUGAUGGCACUGACCCCCAUGGAUGGAUUUUCCGUGCAGAGCAGUACUUCGCAUUUUAUCAGAUGACCACGCCUCAGAGAAUUAUUUUGGCAUCAAUUCAUAUGGAUGGAGCGGCAAUACCCUGGUUCCAGAUGAUGCUAAAAUCGAACCUACUAACUACAUGGGAAAGUCUCACCCAAGCUAUUGAAGCUCAUUUCGGCCCUACGCAAUUCGAACAUCCGAGAUCACAGUUAUUCAAGCUUACUCAGACAGAUUCAUUGGACUCCUACCACCAACAAUUUAUGACUCUUGCUAAUCGAACUGAAGGAGUGACUGACGACGCUCUUUUGGAUUGUUUUGUUGGGGGUCUUAAGCCAAAGUUACGUCGAGAAGUGGUUGCUCGUUCUCCGGGAAAUUUAUUGAAGGCAGUAAGCCUAGCUCGAUUGUUUAAUGAGAAAUAUCAUCUGGGAAAUUGGGUAAGCAAGGGCAAGGGACACAUUGGUGUGGCUGGAAAUGCCGUCCCUCUAUCAAAUAAGCCUGUCACAACAACGACGGCUGUUGCGGGGUCGUCUUUCAUUAAACCAUCGACUGUUCCAUUACUGCCCACACCCAAUAUUAAGCCAUUGACGGCUGUACGUAAAAUUACACCCGCAGAAAUGCAGAUCCGGCGAGAGAAAGGUUUGUGUUACACUUGUGAUGAGAAAUUUUCUCCAAAUCACAAAUGCAUGAAUCGACAAUAUAUGUGGUUGCAAAAUGAAGAUGAUAAAGAGGAACCGGAGUCCCCACCGUCCCUUACAGCUACAGAUACGCCAAAAAUAGAGGACACAGCUACCUACCAUCACAUCUCACUACAGGCUUAUAAUGGGACUGCAGGGCGAACUACAAUACGGUUCUCUGGGAUAGUCAAGGGCAUGUCCGUACAGGUCUUGCUUGAUGGCGGAAGUUCUGAUAGUUAUAUUCAUCCCAGAGUAGUUAAACACCUCAAGGUACCGGUGGAGCCAAUUAAGUCCAUGAAGGUUUUGGUAGGAAAUGGACAAUUAAUGCAAGGAUUGGGCUUGGUAAGGGAACUUCCAGUCCAAAUCUGUGGACAAGUGAUUUUGAUUUCUGCAUAUGUCCUUGAGAUAGCCGGAUCAGACAUUGUGAUAGGCUCGGAUUGGCUCGCUACCCUUGGCCCACAUGUGGCAGACUAUAGUAAUGCCACAAUCAAGUUUUUGGCCCAUAAUAAUUUCGUCACUUUAAAAGGGCAAAAGGAUGCUAGGUGUGAGAUGACCCAACUCCACCAACUUCAUCGAAUUCAUAUGACAAAAGGCAUCAGUGAAGUGUAUCUGGUGCAGAUGAUGGCCUUGGAAAGUUUAUUAAGUCUUGACAAGUCCGACGUAUUGCAAGAAGAUUUGGAUACUGUGCUUUCUAAAUACUCAAUUGUUUUUGAGACCCCACACGAGCUUCCACCCUCAAGGGAAUGUGACCACAGAAUUAUUUUACAACCAGGAACAGGGCCUGUUAAGGUCCGCCCGUACCGCUAUCCUUUUAGUCAAAAGGCAGAAAUUGAACGUAUGGUUGAAGAGUUGUUACAAGAUGGAUUUAUUCAGCCAAGUGUUAGCCCGUUCUCAGCGCCUGUACUCCUGGUUAAGAAAAAGGAUGGUUCCUGGAGAAUGUGUGUUGAUUACAGAGCUCUGAAUGCGAUCACAGUAAAAGACUCUUUUCCUAUGCCAACAGUGGAUGAACUUUUAGAUGAGUUAGGUGGCUCAAAAUAUUACUCAAAGCUUGAUCUUCGUGCUGGUUAUCACCAAGUUCGGAUGCAUGAAGCAGACCGAGACAAAACGGCAUUUCGAACUCAUCAAGGAUUGUACGAAUGGCUUGUCAUGCCAUUUGGCCUCACCAAUGCUCCUGCUACAUUUCAAGCUUUGAUGAAUUCUGUUUUUAAAGCUUAUUUACGCAAAUUUGUACUUAUAUUUUUUGAUGACAUUCUUAUAUACAGUGCCACUUGGUCUCAGCAUCUCGAACAUAUUGGGUUAGUGCUAGAGCAAUUAGUUGCUCACCAAUUAUAUGCAAAGAAAUCAAAGUGUUCUUUUGGCCAGACACAAAUUGAAUAUUUGGGUCAUGUGGUAGCGGCAAAUGGCGUGUCUAUGGAUCUUUCAAAAGUGGCAGCAGUACAACAAUGGCCAACACCUGCAAAUGUCUCCCAACUCAGGGGAUUUCUUGGGUUGACCGGAUACUACCGAAGAUUCAUUCAUAAAUAUGCUUCGAUAGCACAGCCCUUAACUCGAUUAUUGCAGAAAAAUGGGUUCAUUUGGACUAAUGAGGCACAAUCGGCAUUCGACUUGCUUAAAAAAGCUUUGACCGAGGCCCCUGUUUUGGCUCUCCCAGAUUUUUCUUUGCCAUUUGUGGUUGAAACGGAUGCCUCAGGGUGUGCGAUUGGGGCGGUAUUAAGUCAAAAUGGACACCCUAUUGUCUAUUUCUCGAAACAACUUUCCUCUCAGAUGCAAGCUCAGUCAGCCUAUGUUCGGGAAUUAUUUGCUAUCACGCAGGCUGUGGUUCUUCAGACCCCUGAACAAGAGCUUUAUCUACCCAAGUUACUAGGAUACAGGUUUGCCAUUGAGUAUCGACCGGGUAAAACAAAUUUGGCAGCUGAUUCCUGUCCAGAGUGA